GAAGAAUUACAAUUAAAGUUAUGAAACUUACGCUAUGCUAGAGAUGUUUGCCGAUGCUAUGCGAGUGAUAUUCGCCCGGUAACGUCUCGAAAAAAUGUGUAACUGUCGGUUAGGGGAGUGAAGUGUUAAUUGCUCGGAUCUCGGAGACAUAAAGUCAUGGCUGCAUCGGCAUCAUGAUGCCGUUAGCCGUGAGGUUUGCGGCGAUUCUUCUGGUGGCGGGAUUGGUGUUGGUUCCCUCGGGUAGUCUAUUUGCCCGGGCUGAUGAGGAAGACCCUCUUCAGCACGCGUCGGAGGCCGUCACCAGGAACAGAACAUUGCAUGAUAUCCUCGAUCUUCUGGCCAAAGCUGAUCCUCCUGUCUCGUCUAAUUCUCCCUUCAAAGAUGAACCAUGCAAUCACACUCAGCUUGAGGACCUGAAUGUUUCUGACGAUCAGACAUGGCGUUUUAAAGACGGCCUUCUGGGUGCCCUGCGUCUGGCGAGGCUUCUGAACGCUCUCUACCUCUCUCCGUCACAUUCGUCUCUCCUGGCUACGCAACAGAGAGACGCGGGCAGCUAUCGUUCUGGCUUCGGAGGCAUUGUUGAGGAGUGGACGAAAGAAGAUGGCAAUAGAGGUGCGUCGAGGGGCAGAAUCUUCGAUAGGGUCACUGACACGUCGUUGCGUUCUGACUCCCUAUCUUCUGAUAAAAAUUCAGGCCUGGAAGAAAGAAAGCACGUCUUGGGAGAAAUUUUGCGCUCAUCUCUACUGGACGAGAGCAGUAUUUUGACCAUGGGAAUUGCCUUUUUGAGAGACGAGUUUAUGGAUUUGGAUGGACUUUGGGGGGUGAACGCUUGGAGAGACACUGAAGGUGAAAUCGUUCUCGGUGACUUGGCAAAGUUAUAUAACUAUCAGUACGAUGACGACCUCACGCCUGGCACGAGAUGGUUUUCUGAAGUACUUAAGAGGAGCGAGCGCGGCGAGUAA
Hyalella azteca is the source of this 962-nucleotide messenger RNA. RefSeq lists its product as uncharacterized. The record is from RefSeq and is a predicted model, not a curated record. The coding region runs from base 174 to 962 and encodes 262 amino acids. Lineage: Eukaryota; Metazoa; Arthropoda; Malacostraca; Amphipoda; Hyalellidae. The transcript is spliced from 2 exons.